Molecule: messenger RNA, 3470 nt
Organism: Melanotaenia boesemani (Boeseman's rainbowfish)
Lineage: Eukaryota; Metazoa; Chordata; Actinopteri; Atheriniformes; Melanotaeniidae
Product: sterile alpha motif domain-containing protein 3-like
Exons: 6
Coding region: 978-2240 (420 amino acids)
Source: RefSeq, a predicted model, not a curated record
CUGCAAGACAUUGUUGAACUUGUAGCCUCCCCUGUGUUUACAACUGAGUCAUUGUGCUAUUUGGAGCACAAAAUAUCAUUUCAUAGGCAGUUGUUGCAGGAUGGUUUCCCGGACUUCAAGUUUAGACCCAAACAUCAUUUUGUGGAACAUUAUCCCUUCCUCAUCCGUUGCUUUGGACCAUUGCUUGACUGUUGGACUAUCCGUUUUGAAGCAAAGCAUAGUUUUUUUUAAAAAGUUGUCCGUGAUGUGAACAAUUUCAAGAAUAUUUUACUCACAUUGGCCACAAGACACCAACUCAUGCUAGCUUACUUCCUGGACAUGCCAAGCCUUUUUAAGCCUCCUGUAGAGGCUGGGAAUGUGUCUCUUGUUUCUCCAGACAUUUUGGAUAAUUCAGUCAGACAGGCCAUCAAGUCAAAGUAUAAAGAUAUCUCAUCUGUGUCUCUUGCUUCAACUGCAUCUCUGCAUGGCACAAAGUACACUGAGGGUAUGUUUGUGUCCCUUGGCAUCACAAGUGGUCUCCCAGAUUUUGGCAAAAUUCUCAAAGUACUCAUUGUUGCAGACAAGGCAUCAUUCAUCAUUGAGCCUUUUUCGGCCUGGUACUCGGAGCAUCUCAGGUGCUAUGAACUUACCAAGAAACCCUCAACAGACCUUGUUGUUGCAGAACCAGAAGAACUCAACAGCUACUGCCCACUGGCCCCUUACUCUGUUCAAGGAAGACUCCUGGUGUCACCUAGGGUGUUUCUACUUUGUUGAGAGAUUGGUGUUGAGGUUGCACAUCCUGUCUGACUUUCAGAAGACCUUCCUGCAGUCUACUUUGGCCCAUUUUUAUCUGAACUUUCCCAUCUAUAUAGAAGUCAACAUGUUGCUCCACGUCGUCCUUGCAGAUGACAACAUUCAGAGAGUUCGUAUCGAAAGACUUCCAGAGUCAGUGGAUGAUCUGAAGAUAAUGCUGAAGACGCCUCAACUUGAAGGGUGACAUGGCCAUCCAAUUCCAGGAUGAAGAAUUUGGUCAGUUCUGUAAUCUGAACAACAUGGAGGAUUUACCUGCUGAAAGGAUUAAACUGAAGGUUAUCAUCAAGCCACCACCCAGCAGUCCACAGUCAGACUCCACACUGCACACAGGAAGCUUGGACACAUCCAGCCGAUCCUCAGGCGAGACGUCCAGACGUUCAAAGCCCUGGCCGAAUCUGUUCAUCAUACCCACAUUCUCUUAUGACAUUGAGUUGAAGCUCUGGAAAGGAAAUGAUGCUUAUCAAAAGGAUGGUUCCCUGUUGCCCCUCACCAAUGACAUAAAGACAGGCAUUCUUGACAAGGUGGGGCGAGCCAUGUAUGACUUCAAUGCAUAUCCAACUCAGAAACAAAUAGAAGAUGUUGCCAAAGCCCUGGUUGAAAAGCAUCCGUGCUUAAAAGAACCAGGUUCCAAGGAGGGAUUUUACUGUUGGAAAUUUAGUAUAGGCUUUAAGAUGGGAAACCUCCGUCAAAAAUACCGCAUUGCUGGAUGUCCUGAGUUAGCAGUGAACCGCAAGAGGUCAGCAGGGCAAGAAACAAGAAAGAUGAAGAAAGCAAAGCGGUCAGAGAUCAACUUCCUUCCAGACUUCCCCCAAGGGAGAAGUCCUAACAACCUUGAAGAAGAUAGAGAAAUGCUGCUAGAUGAAGUUAAGAAAAAGAAGCCAGACAGCAGUCUGAUCGAUUCACUGAUGGGCCGAACAUUUGCGCUACGAAGACAAGAAAUUGUUGAGAAUGAGCCACUUGUGACUGAGGUUGAAAGGAGAUGGCCUGCACUUUUUUCUGAACGUCAGAUUGGUGCAGAGUUUAUGCGUCUUGUGUCUGUUGACCUCCUGAAGUCCUUCCUGAGUGGACUUGACCAGCAUCUGCCAAGGCUGAUGGACUUGUAUAAAGCACGGAAAAGACGCAAAACAAAACUGGGACACAACAUGGAGCUCCACAGUCUUCUGGAAUCCCUGGAUUUUGAAAACUCCAACCAAAGCAAAAGAUCUGUAGCACUUCUUGGACUUCCAUUCUUCUUGAAAGAGGAUCCCUUGAACUUCAUCAAGUUCUCCAAGAACACCAACUUUGUGGAGGAACCAGCAGUGUGGAACAGUGUGGAUGUUGGCCUGCUGAUCACCACAGAGCAAACUGAGGAGAUGACGGCCCGAUCAAAGAUCGUGGAUGUUGCUGUAAUCCUGGAGGAACACAUUGUUUUGCAUGAGCUGCGAGAUGUAACGGUUUUGCAGUGCUGAUUGGAUUACUUUACUGCCUCAACAUCAAUGAUCCUAAGGCACUGAAGUACACCUUUGAGGUGAUUCAGAAGGUAAUCAUGGACAUUGGGGGAAGCACCUGCUCGGGCUCAUGGACUGCGCAACAAAUUGCUUCAGUGCAAAGUGUAGAUGUUUUUGUACCAAGAUAGUCCCAGUGUAAUGUUUUCUCUUGCGCUUGUUCAUACAUUCCAGUUCUGGGAUAUUUGCAAGGAUAUUACAUUUUCACCUUUGGUAACUGUGUUAAGUGUUCUUGUUACACAAGAUGACCCACAUAUGGAUGGUUCUGCACAGUGAGGUAGGUUACUUCAAUCCUGAGUUAGAGCAAUAUGUUUCCUGUUCACAUUUGCAAGGAAUUACAAGGAGUUUGAAAUUUCAAGUGUCCUGUUAACAUGAGAAAAAAAAUAUUUUUUUCAGUUUUAUGUGACGCUUUCAUAUUAUGCCACAUUUACAUGAACACACACACACCCUCAACAACUGUUCAUACAGACAGGGACUGUCACACACACUUAAGGAUGUUACUGUUGACCUCCAAAAAAUUUGUGCACACACAGUACAUAUCAUGGAUACACAUACACACUCACAACUCACUGACACAAAACAAAAAUAUUUCCACCCCUCUCACUGACACAAGCAUUGUCAUUGUUUUUCUUUAUUUAAAGAUAUUGUUUUAAAAGAUUAUAGUUAUUAAAAUGAAUGUUUUUGAAAUAAAUUGUUUCAGACAUUGACCCAAAGCUCUAUUUGGUACCCUUUUUUCUUGCAAAAAAGAUCAUGUCGAUGGCAUACUUCAACAUUGGACUUUUCAGACUGGAAUCCUUGACCACUGCAGUUAAGUCUUUUCGGUAGAUGUAUGUUAAAAAUUCCCAAGUUGACUUAACUGAAAAUUAUUUGUAACCUCACUGCCUUAAAAUUUUGAUUAAGGCUAGCUAAUCAUUUCCGGUAAUUUCAACUCACUUAUAAAUCAGGCUAACAAAUUAUUUCAAUUCAUGUAAACUUAGAUAUGAGUUAAAGUUACCUUAAAUAAUUUGUACGCCUCAAUCAAAGGUUAGUAGAGAUUACUUAAGUUCAGUUGUUGAUGGAACAAAAAUAUUAGUUUGUCUGACUGAAAAAAGAAGAUUCCCAGAACAAAACAAGUUGUGAAAACUUGAUCUUAUAAGUUGAAGAAACUUAGUUGUGUGUUUACAUUAACUUAAAUAAUUUGUUGACUUAAAUCAA